ACUAACACGACCGGAAAGGCUUCGGGGACGGCCGCGGCACUUAGGGAGUGUCUGCAAAGACCAAGAAAGGAAACCAGGGGUCGUCUAACAAGAGCCCCGCUGGUCACAGCCAAUUCCAGUCCGCUACGACUGAACGCCCCUCUUGGGUUGAGCAAGUUCUCCAGCCCACCCAUCAAUCACCGGUCUCAGCUGCCCAAUCAGAGGGCCGAGGGGGCGGGACUGCUUGGAGCGUCGAGUGACGUCAGCAGGCCUGGCCGCCAGAAGCGUGACGGACGAGGCUCGCGGCUGAGGAGCAGUUAGCCGGCGCCGCAGCGGUAGUCGCUGUAAACAGGGCCUCGCCCCUGCGGGUCCUGCGACAGCUCCUGGAUGGUGGGUGGUCUCGCGUGGGGCGGUAACCGCCGGACGCCGGGAGGAGGAUUGAGAAAGGUUUAUGUUCCCGAUACCUUGGGAGCUGUCAUAGCUAAAGAGAAGGAAAUCUCAGUCUCCUGGAGGGGUCACCCCUCUAAAGAUAGCUUCUGCCCCGUUUCUGGAAACCCUGGUAUUUCUACAGCAGGCUUUACUUUCACCAAACCCAAGUUGGAGACAGGAGCAGCCCCUGCACAGGACAUAAGGAUGCUGUAACCAGAAGAUGGGAUCACGGAACAGCAGCAGCGCCGGAUCCGGGUCCUUAGAACCCUCUGAGGGCUUGUCCCGAAGAGGGGCUGGCCUGCGUCGUAGUGAGGAAGAGGAAGAAGAGGAUGAAGAUGUGGAUCUGGCCCAGGUACUGGCCUAUCUCCUCCGCAGAGGCCAAGUGAGGUUGGUGCAAGGAGGGGGUGCAGCAAAUUUACAGCUCAUCCAGGCCCUCUCGGACUCAGAGGAAGAGCAUGACAGUGCCUGGGACGGUCGCCUUGGAGAUCGAUACAACCCACCUGUGGAUUCGACCCCUGACACCCGGGAGCUGGAAUACAAUGAGAUCAAGACACAGGUGGGAUUGGCCACGGGGCGGCUGGGACUUGGGAGGACUGCGCAGCAGCAGAGUUUUCCUCGGAUGCUACACCAGAGAGAACGGGGCCUCUGCCACCGGGGAAGCUUCUCCCUUGGAGAACAGUCUCGAGUGAUGUCUCACUUCUUGCCCAAUGAUCUAAGCUUCACUGAUACCUACUCUCAGAAGGCUUUCUGCGGCAUCUACAGCAAAGAUGGUCAAAUCUUCAUGUCUGCUUGCCAAGAUCAGACAAUCCGACUGUAUGACUGUCGGUAUGGCCGCUUCCACAAGUUCAAAAGCAUCAAGGCUCGGGAUGUAGGCUGGAGUGUCCUGGAUGUGGCCUUCACUCCUGAUGGAAACCACUUCCUGUACUCCAGCUGGUCUGAUUACAUUCAUAUCUGCAACAUCUAUGGGGAAGGAGACGCACACACUGCCCUGGAUUUAAGGCCAGAUGAACGUCGCUUUGCUGUCUUCUCCAUCGCUGUCUCCUCAGAUGGACGAGAAGUACUAGGAGGAGCCAAUGAUGGCUGCCUAUAUGUCUUUGACCGAGAACAAAACCGGCGUACUCUUCAGAUCGAGUCUCAUGAGGAUGAUGUGAAUGCAGUGGCCUUUGCUGACAUAAGCUCCCAAAUCCUGUUCUCUGGGGGAGACGAUGCCAUCUGCAAAGUGUGGGAUCGACGAACCAUGAGGGAGGAUGACCCCAAGCCUGUGGGUGCACUGGCCGGACACCAAGAUGGCAUCACCUUUAUUGACAGCAAGGGUGAUGCCCGGUAUCUCAUUUCCAACUCCAAAGAUCAGACCAUUAAGCUUUGGGAUAUCAGACGCUUCUCCAGCCGAGAAGGCAUGGAAGCGUCACGACUGGCUGCCACACAGCAAAACUGGGACUAUCGCUGGCAGCAGGUGCCCAAGAUAGCCUGGAAGAAGUUGAAGCUCCCAGGUGACAGCUCCUUGAUGACCUACAGAGGCCAUGGAGUGCUUCACACUCUGAUCCGAUGUCGAUUCUCCCCAGCCCAUAGCACCGGCCAGCAGUUCAUCUACAGUGGCUGCUCUACUGGCAAAGUGGUUGUAUAUGACCUCUUAAGUGGCCACAUUGUGAAGAAGCUGACCAAUCACAAGGCCUGUGUGCGUGAUGUCAGUUGGCAUCCCUUUGAAGAAAAGAUCGUCAGCAGUUCGUGGGAUGGGAACCUACGUCUAUGGCAGUACCGUCAAGCUGAGUACUUCCAGGACGACAUGCCAGAGUCUGACAUGAACAGAGUUUGUUCCAGUGGCCCUACUCCGGUGCCCUGCCCAUCUGUGGCCUUUUCCUCACCUCAGUAGAUCUGACCUCCAGUUCUGUAAAGGGUGAAUUCUCAGCAUAUUCUCUGCCUCCUCCUCCCUUUCCCCUUUGGGGAGUAUGUGGAGGAACUGCUGACACUGGGUGAGAAACAGAAACCCAGAGUCUGGGCCCAGGCUGAGCCUGGACUGACCACCCCCAAACUGGAUCAAGUGGUUUCCUCGUGCAUUCAUACCCAGUCUGCUUGGAUUUCGAUCUCUAGCCAGAGUGUGGCAGGGCAUCAUUAUCUGGGGUGCAGCUUCUGGCUACAAGAGUCUUGAGUGUGUUUAAUCAUGUUCUGAUGUUAGAUAUUGGCUCAUAGUGUAGACACUUAAGGUCUGAAUGGACCCAUUAGCAGUGCCCUUUGCCCGGGUCUUCACACUGAGAGUUAGAUUGGCCAUCAGGGCCUAGUAUACUGAGACCUUUCUUUCUGAGGUCUCCGAGGGUGGACAGGAUGGGUAGGGAGGUGUCUGCCUCAGCACCCUCCUGGGUGAGAACUGUGUCUGCUCUCAUACUUGGACUUUGAAGUGAAGAGGCUGGUCUGAGAGGUGUGGGUCUCAGGUAUGGCCCGGCUUGCCUUUGGAUCCUAUCAUUGCUGAUGGCCAGCAGCUUCAACAAAAGAGGAUAAAGCAGGACUUCUUUCACCUUCUCACUGGCUGUGGCUCUCCCAAUAAACCGUCUGUGGGAAAUUG
This is a messenger RNA of Mus pahari (shrew mouse), 2965 nucleotides long. RefSeq names its product DDB1 and CUL4 associated factor 11 (gene Dcaf11). Bases 629 to 2278 code for a protein of 549 amino acids. Lineage: Eukaryota; Metazoa; Chordata; Mammalia; Rodentia; Muridae. The transcript has 16 exons. Gene Ontology annotation, molecular function: protein binding. The record is from RefSeq and is a predicted model, not a curated record. Gene Ontology annotation, cellular component: Cul4-RING E3 ubiquitin ligase complex. Gene Ontology annotation, biological process: proteasome-mediated ubiquitin-dependent protein catabolic process.